UUGGUGGAGAUUAUCGGGUCAGGAUGGCGAAUACUGGGGUAUUACCUUUUGUCAGGGGUGUUGACUUCAGCUGCAAUGAUUUUGGGGAGAAUAAAUUUCCGCCGUCUGUUCGGCUGAUGACGGGGAUACAGUGGCUGAGGCUCAACAGGACCAAUCUGUCUGAGAUUCCUGAGGAGAUGGGCAAACUCCUGAAGCUCGAGCACUUGUCUCUGGUGAAGAAUAACCUGGAGCGUCUGUACGGAGAGCUAACAGAGCUGAACUGCCUGCGCACCUUGAACAUCCGUCACAACAACGUGAAGACCUCGGGGAUUCCCGCGGAAUUAUUUCACCUGGAGGAGUUGACGACUCUAGACCUGUCUCACAACAACUUGAAGGAAAUUCCAGAGGGUCUAGAACGCGCCCGUUCCCUCCUCAACCUGAACCUCAGCCACAAUCACAUCGAAACGAUUCCCAACACCCUCUUCAUCCACCUGACAGACCUCCUCUUCCUCGACCUGAGUAACAACCAGCUGGAGACCCUUCCACCCCAGACAAGACGUCUAGCAAAUCUCCAGACCCUGAACCUCAAUCACAAUCCCCUGGGUCACUUCCAGCUGCGACAGCUUCCCUCCCUGAUGAACCUGACGACCCUCUCGAUGAGGAACACUCAGCGUACCCUCAACAAUAUCCCCAGCUCCCUAGAGAGCCUGACAAAUCUCCAGGAGCUCGAUCUAUCCGAGAAUGCCCUUCCCCGUGUUCCAGACGCCCUCUACUCCCUCUCGAAUUUAAAACGCCUCAACCUCUCUGACAACGACAUCACCGAGAUAUCGACAGCCCUCGAGCUGUGGCAGAAGCUGGAGACCCUGAAUCUUUGCAGAAAUCGUUUGACGUCUCUUCCCCCUUCCAUCUGCAAAAUUCAGACCCUCAGACGACUGUACGUCAACGACAAUCACCUAGACUUCGAGGGAAUUCCCUCAGGAAUUGGAAAACUCUCGUCCCUGGAGAUAUUCUCAGCUGCCAAAAAUCACCUGGAGAUGAUACCCGAGGGUCUCUGCAGGUGUGGCUCCCUGAAGAAGCUGAUUCUCUCCUCAAAUCGUUUGAUAACUGUUCCAGACGCCAUUCACCUGUUGACCGACCUGGAGCAGCUUGACCUCAGGGACAACCCGAAUUUGGUGAUGCCACCGAAGCCGACGGAGGUGCAGAGAGGAUCGGGAAUUGAAUUUUACAACAUCGAUUUCUCCCUGCAGCACCAGCUAAGACUCGCAGGUGCAAAUGUUCCAGCACCAGCGCAAACUGUCAACAGCUCCAAGGACCCCAUCGCCAGGAAAAUGAGAUUGAGACGACGGAGGGACCAGGAGGAGGCCGAUCAGGACCAGGCUAAGAUCCUCAGGGGAAUGAAGGACAUAGCUGGUGAUAAAAAUAAGGACAAGGAUGACAACGACGUGAAGACAGAAUCACUCAAGCCAAAACGCUGGGACGAGAGCCUGGAGAAGCCACCACUGGACUAUUCAGAGAUCUUUGACGAUGAUGCCGGUCAGGUACCUGGUAUAUCCGUCUGGGAGAUUGAGAAUUUUCUUCCCAAUCAAAUCGAGGAGGUGGCGCAUGGAAAAUUCUACGAGGGUGACUGCUACAUAAUCUUGAAGACGAGUCUUGAUGAGGCUGGGGCACUCCUCUGGGCGAUUUAUUUCUGGAUUGGUGAGAAAGCAACACUCGAUAAGAGAGCUUGUGCUGCCAUUCAUGCCGUCAAUCUCAGAAAUUUUCUGGGGGCGCAGUGCAGGACGAUCAGGGAGGAGCAGGGAGACGAGAGUGACGAGUUCCUCUUGUUAUUCGACUCUGAUAUCACGUACAUCGAGGGUGGAAGGACUUCCUCAGGGUUCUACACUGUCGAGGACACACCAGCUAUUGCCAGAUUGUACAGAGUCCAUGCAGCUGGUGCCUCCAUUCAUCUCGAGCCAGUAGUAUUCUCACCAGGUAGUCUAGACCCUGGGUAUGUGUUUGUCCUGGAUGUGGGCACGAGGAUUUUCAUGUGGUACGGUAAAAACGCAAAGAACACCCUCAAAUCCAAGUCCAGGCUGUUGGCGGAGAAGAUGAAUAAGAACGAGAGGAAGAACAAGGCUGAGAUCAUCAUGGAGAUGAUGGGAAUGGAGUCUGAAGAGUUUUGGGAGGCACUGGGUGGUGAACCUCCUGAGGAAUUCAUCGAGCACGUCGACAGAAAUUUUUUACCUGUUACUCCUCGACUUUAUCAGGUCAGGCUGGGGAUGGGGUACCUGGAGCUGCCCCAGGUGGAGGUACCACAUGGAAAAUUAUCGAAUAAUCUAUUGAAUAACAGAAAUGUUUACAUCCUCGACUGCUACCUCGACGUCUUCGUCUGGUUUGGGAAGAAAUCCACUAGAUUGGUGAGAGCUGCUGCUGUCAAACUCUCCCAGGAGCUCUUCAAUAUGAUUGACAGGCCUGAUUUUGCAAUGGUAACGCGUCUCCAGGAGGGCACGGAGUCUCAGAUAUUCAAGUCCAAGUUCACUGGGUGGGACGAGGUGAUUGCUGUUGAUUUCACCAGGACAGCUGAGUCUGUUGCCAAGACUGGAGCUGAUCUGACCAAAUGGGCGAAGCAGCAGGACACUAAAGCGGAUUUAGCUGCACUCUUCAUGCCACGACAGCCACAGAUGUCCAACACUGAGGCACAACAGCUGAUGAACGAGUGGAGUGAUGAUCUGGAGGUGAUGGAGGCAUUCGUCCUGGAGAAGAGGAAAUUCGUGAGACUCCCUGAGGAGGAGCUUGGUCACUUCUACAGCGAGGACUGUUACGUAUUUUUGUGCAGGUACUGGAUACCUCUGGAUCUUGAGAAUGACGAGGGUGAUGAGCAGCAGUACGAGGAUGACUUCCAGUGCAUCGUGUAUUUCUGGCAGGGUAGGGACGCCGGUAAUAUGGGAUGGCUGACGUUCACCUUCUCCAUGCAGAAAAAAUUCAAGACACUUUUUGGGGAGAAGCUCGAGGUGGUGAGGACACACCAGCAGCAGGAGAAUUUAAAAUUCAUGGCGCAUUUCAAAAGGAAAUUUAUUAUUCAUCAUGGGAAGAGGAAGGGCAAGGCACCGGGAUCUACUCCUGUCGAGUUCUUCCAUCUCAGGAGCAAUGGCAGUGCUCUGUGCACCAGGUUGAUACAAAUUCAACCUGACGCCAGUCUUCUUAACUCGGCAUUUUGUUAUAUCCUUAAUGUUCCUUUUAAUAAUGACGAGGAGACGGGAAUUGUUUAUGUUUGGCUCGGGGCAAAGUCUGAUCCUGAGGAGCAGAGGCUUGUCCAGGACAUCGCCGAGGAGAUGUUUAAUACGCCCUGGAUCAGUCUACAGGUGCUCAAUGAGGGAGAGGAACCUGACAAUUUCUUCUGGGUGGGACUUGGGGGGAAGAAGAAUUACGAGACUGAUGCUGACUUCAUGAAGUACACUAGGUUAUUCAGGUGUUCCAAUGAGAAGGGGUACUUUGUUAUCAGUGAGAAAUGCACGGAUUUCUGUCAGGAUGAUCUCGCUGACGACGAUAUUAUGAUUCUUGAUAAUGGGGAGCAGGUGUUCCUCUGGCUGGGCACCAGGUGCUCUGAAGUUGAGAUCAAACUCGCGUAUAAAUCCGCUCAGGUGUACAUUCAGCAUCUCAGGGUUAAGCAGCCCGACAAUCCCAGGAAGCUCUUCCUCACGGCCAAGGGAAAGGAGAGCCGAAGAUUCACCAAGUGUUUUCAUGGCUGGGGAAUGCAUAAAAAAUCACCCGAGUGAGGGAUUUGCGGCGGUGGAUAUGUCUUCCAGGGGAUGAUUUAAGGGGAGAUCAAUGGAUUUAUUAAUUGAUAACAAUUAUUGAAGUAACGAACAAAUGACGAAUGCACACUGUCGAGAGCAUAAUGUCAAAAUUAACGAGCUAUAAUUAUUUAUUUACAUAUCUCUGAUGAUUAUUUAUUUAGCAUUUUUUCAAUGAA
This is a messenger RNA of Fopius arisanus, 3931 nucleotides long. It is a transcript of the gene fliI, whose product is annotated as FLII actin remodeling protein. The coding region runs from base 24 to 3734 and encodes 1236 amino acids. Gene Ontology annotation, molecular function: phosphatidylinositol-4,5-bisphosphate binding; actin filament binding. Lineage: Eukaryota; Metazoa; Arthropoda; Insecta; Hymenoptera; Braconidae. The transcript has 3 exons. Gene Ontology annotation, cellular component: cytoplasm; actin cytoskeleton; nucleus. The record is from RefSeq and is a predicted model, not a curated record. Gene Ontology annotation, biological process: barbed-end actin filament capping; actin polymerization or depolymerization; actin filament severing.